Drosophila erecta is the source of this 1078-nucleotide messenger RNA. RefSeq lists its product as uncharacterized. The transcript has a single exon. Bases 557 to 1018 code for a protein of 153 amino acids. The record is from RefSeq and is a predicted model, not a curated record. Lineage: Eukaryota; Metazoa; Arthropoda; Insecta; Diptera; Drosophilidae.
AAUUUAUAAAGGACUUACAUUUUGGUAACUAAUUAAAAGGGAAUAUCAAAGUGAAUCUUUAAGACUCGAAAAUAGUUGGAAAGUACAUUUCAACUCGAGUAUAUGAUGGCCAUAAAUAUGCUCGGUGUAAGGUGUCCGGUUGAAAUGGCACAGAGGAUUAAGUGCGGCGAGCUAGCCUUUUUGGGCGAUAAUCUUGCAUUUUAAAUAUUUCGCAAGAAGCAACACGCAAAUCCGCUGACUUGUCACACCUUCGACCGCAGGUAGGUGGGCAGCCAGGAAGCAGGGAGGGACUUAAACGUAGCACCUUGUCAGGUGGUGCUGAUGGCAAUGGGAAUGGCAAUGGCGGUGGCGAUGGCGAUGGCGAUCCCGAGAUGGUGAUCAAAGCAACAGCCGCUGAUUAAAGACAAAAAAUGAAAACACGACGCACACAUGGCAAAAAGGGGGAAUUUGUCGCCUUUUGUGUAGCUGCAUUGCGCAGCGCCGUCAAACGAAAGUAUUUAAUUUCAGGUAAAUUUGUAAGAUAAAUAAUUGUCGCUACCUGAAAGAGGGGAACACGAUGCGCUUCAAAGAACCUCAUUGUGUUUUGCAUAUGCUGCUGGCGGCGUGUGUGUUCGCCCUUACGGCCAGAACUUUGGCCGAAAGGACCUUCAAAAGGUCCGCCGAUGGUGGUGUAGAUUAUGGGACAGCGCUGCCAUUGUUGCAGCCGGAGGAUCGGAUCGCCUGCUGCGACCGGAUCACAACAGCGGGACACGGACGAUCAAUAAUGACCCGGAUCAGCUGCGGAAUCAGCACCAGCCCCGCUCGCCAGUUCGAGGUAUCACUUUUGACGAUUCGAGUUCGGGAUGGAAAACGCCAGACUCCCAUUUCGAGCAGCUCGAAAUGUCAAAACACCCGCCACACACAUCGAGCCAUCAUAGCUCCGAUUGAAUCCUCAAGAAUCUCACAGCUGGUGGCAAUGAUGACGAAUCGGAAAUGGAACUGGAUGCGCCAAUGCCGAUGCGUCGGCUUUAAUCAAUAAGCCGAGAAAUUUGGAACCACUUGCGGGCCAGCACCGUGGUAUGAACACACAAGUUAGUUA